CGUUUAUGCCUCUUCUGCGAAACGACACCAUUUUUAGUAAUUGCUUCCACUUCCACUCAUCCACUCUUUUCUGGCAAACCCUCGUAAAACCCUAGUUUUUUGCCAUUUCCAGCCCUCCUUGCAAAACCAUCGCAAAACCCUAAUUUCUUCCAUCUCUCUCUCUCUCUCCAAAACGAUAGCGUCCGUUCAUAUUCUUCGACGAGGAUCUAGAUAUCAAUAUCCUUAAAUCGCGUUAUCCGAUUGGAAGAAACUCCAAAUCUCAAGCGUGAGAUCUCAGGGUAUUUCAAAGUUCUUGCGAGUCUACAUAAUUCCAUGGAUCACAGUUCAGGGGAGGAUUCAGAAAUAAGUGACUCUGAGAUAGACGGCUACAAAAUCAAAUUAUAUGACCAAUUGAAGACAGGGAAGCCUAAAGUAAAAUAUUCAGAUGUCUUUUUUAGAUGCCCUUUCUGCAUGGGGAAAAGGAAACAAGAUUUCCAUUACAAGGACCUCCUUCAACAUGCCACAGGGGUGGGGGCAUCCAACAGGAAGGCGAAAGAGAAGGCAAGCCACCUAGCCUUGUCGGAAUACUUGAGGAAGGACCUUGCUGAUGCAGCUGGUCCACAAAUACCUAAUGUUGCACCAGAACCUCCUGCCAAGCGGUCCAAGCUGGAUAAUGAUGACCAAUUUGUUUGGCCUUGGAUGGGAAUAGUUGUCAACCUUCCAACAGAGUGGAACGGUAAGCAGUACGUUGGGGAAAGCGCAAAUAUGGUUAAAAGUCAGUUGUCGAAAUUCCAUCCCGUGAAGGUUCAUCCAUUAUGGAACAUCCGAGGUCAUACGGGUAAUGCUAUAGUGGACUUCAAAAAGGACUGGAGUGGGUUUAAGGAUGCGAUGGCGUUUGAGAUUUGUUUUGAAGCUGAUCAUUAUGGUAAAAAGGACUGGAAUGACCGGAAGCACCGUAGAUCAGACAUCUAUGGGUGGGUUGCACGCGCUGAUGAUUACAAAUCAGGGUGUCCUAUAGGGGAUCAUUUACGUAAAAGUGGAGAUUUGAAAACGGUCUCUGAUAUCCAGAAAGCUGAAGCGCGUAAAAACGUGAAACUUGUGGAAAAUCUAGCCAACCAAAUUGAUGUAAAGAAUAGGCACCUCAAAGAACUGGAAUGCAAGUAUAGUGAGACCAGUUUAUCUCUAAACAGGAUGAUAGAAGAGAGAGAUAAGUUACAUCAAACCUACAAUGAAGAAAUGAGAAAGAUGCAGGAAGCUGCACACAUGCAUUCUCGUAGGAUUUUGGAGGAGACUGAAAUGCUCAAGCUUGAGUUGGAAAGUAAGAGGAAAAAACUUGAGAAGCGACGCAGAGAAUUGGAUAAGCGCAAUUCACAGAAUGAUAUUGAAAGAAGGAAACUUGAAAAUGAGAAGAAAAAGAAUGAUAUGAAUAAUAGUUCUCUUCAAAUGGCAACUUUGGAGCAGAAAAGAGCUGACAAGAAUGUUUUAAGGCUCGUGGAAGAUCAAAAGAGGGAAAAAGAGGCUGCUCUUAGCAAAAUACUUUACUUAGAAAAGCAACUGGAUGCCAAACAAGCAUUGGAAUUGGAAAUCGAGCAAAUGAAAGGGAAGUUACAAGUGAUGAGGCAUAUGGGAGAUGAUGAUUCAAAUCAGAAGAAGGUGGAAGAAAUGAGCGAAGAACUUAAAGAGAAAGAAGAAGAAAUGGAAGGCUUGGAACAGUUGAAUCAAGCACUUAUAGUCAAAGAGCGCAGGAGCAAUGAUGAGCUACAAGAAGCUCGUAAAGAGUUAAUUACUGGUUUGAGUGACAUGUUGAGUGGCCGUACAUUAAUUGGCAUUAAGAGAAUGGGAGAACUAGAUGGAAAACCUUUUUUUGCAGCUUGCAAGAAAAAAUUUCCAGUAGAAGAAGCAGGAGUCAAAUCAAUGGAGUUAUGCUCCUUGUGGGAAGAUCAUUUAAAAAACCCAGAAUGGCAUCCUUUCAAAAACAUCAUUGUUGGAGAGAAAGUUGAGGAAAUAAUAAAAGAGGAUGACGAAAAGUUAUCGGGGCUAAAGAAUGAAUGGGGUGAUGAGGUGUGCGAGGCCGUAACCACAGCCUUGCUUGAGAUAAACGAGUACAACCCUAGCGGUAGGUAUGUAGUACCAGAGCUCUGGAGUUUCAAAGAAGGAAGAAAGGCUACACUAAAGGAGGUUGUGCAAUAUGUAUUGAAGCAAUGGAAGAUCCAUAAGCGCAAGACAAAGUGAAGGUAAAGAAAUAUGUCUGUGGGCAAUAGUAAAGACUAAAGUCUACAUAGAUGACGGUCUUGGCUAGCCAAAAGGCCACUGUUAUGGUGGAACCCAUCUCAAAAGACUUGGGUGAGGUUGGUAACUGGGUAUAUACAUGGUGUCGUUUCAAUUCAAAUACUGUGAUGCUUGCUUGCAGUUGUAAAUAUGAUAUGCGUCUCAGUUACAUAGAUCAUGGUUUCACUAUCAAAACAAAAGAUAAACAACAGAUUAUCCUUCAAAAAAAAAAGACGAAAUAAAUAAAGAAAGAAAAAGAAAAGAACAAGAAAAACAACAGAUUUUACAAAACAAAGUGAGAAACAGUUUGAUGACAGCAUUGUGGAACUGAACACCUCCCUCACAAUUGCAUUUUGUUUAUUGAUACCAUA
Molecule: messenger RNA, 2618 nt
Organism: Magnolia sinica
Lineage: Eukaryota; Viridiplantae; Streptophyta; Magnoliopsida; Magnoliales; Magnoliaceae
Product: factor of DNA methylation 1-like
Exons: 9
Coding region: 313-2211 (632 amino acids)
Biological process (GO): gene silencing by siRNA-directed DNA methylation
Source: RefSeq, a predicted model, not a curated record